CCCUUGGGACUUAAAAUCUUGGCUGGGGAUUUAGCUCAGUGGUAGAGCGCUUACCUAGGAAGCGCAAGGCCCUGGGUUCGGUCCCCAGCUCCGAAAAAAAGAACCAAAAAAAAAAAAAUCUUUGGCAACUUUAGGCAAAAUAAAAUAAAGGGGUACAAAGGAGACUUUAUGGGGGGUAGGGAUUGAAAUAGAAUGAAGUACAAUGACAGACGUGUGAAAAUACUGUCACGAAAUCCAUCGCCAUAGUGAAUGCUUCCCUAAACCAUCAGCUCUUACUGCUGCAGUCCAAGGACUUGACUUGCUAAGUGUGUGGAGUCCCAAUUACUCUUGGUUUUGUGUGUUGGGAACCGAAGAGGAGGAGGGAGAGGAGGAGGAAGAGGAAGAAGAGGAGAAGCAGCAGCAGCAGCAAAAAGUGAGAAAGAAAACAGCAGGUUUACGGAAAGCAAAGAGGACAGCAGACGGAACAGUUGGUUGAUGGGCAGAGUUGUGAGGAAUAAGGUCAGGAUCUGGCAGGCAUUGUCCAGACUAGAUGGAAAGCCACCAGAUGUGGGGACAGAUGCUGACGCCCCCACCCUAGGUAUCACAAUAAGCCUUUUGUUGCUACUGUUUUAUUUCUAGAGUGAUGCCCAUUGUCAGUAGCUAUAGCAUCCCAGACAAUCCUUCCAGUGUGUUUGGCAGCAUGAAUUGCUCCUCACAAAGUGAGGGCAGCACAGUGUAGUAGGUACUCUGCCUCACAGGCCCAGAGUCUAAUAACAAAAGAGUCAUUAGUAAGGAUGAAUGGCAGGUGAGCCUCAGGCCUGGGCCUGUGGCUGGGAGGACUUCCCUGAGACAAUGGCACUUAGUCAAACUUGGAAGGAUCGGAGUAGAAGGCUCACGUAGACUCCAAGAUGCCUGUCUCCAUGGAAGAGUGACAGGACCUCCCCAGCAGGAGAAUUGACAGGUCAGGGUUCAGAAGGUCUGUGCUGGGUCUAUAGAAGGGCCUGAGAUGUAGCGAUGGAUGCCCAUUGGGUGGUGGAGUUAUUAUUGCCCGGGGAAGCCCAGCUGGCGUGGAGACCCAGACUGAACGUGUAAAGACCAGGGAAGAUACCAAGGGCCCAACAGGACUCUUGGUGUGUAGGGUGAAGGUGAGGGACACGUGCAGCCCAGCCCUAGGUUGACCUUUCUCCUUGACCUUUUUCUUAAUUUAAUACCCUAAUGCCUGCUGAGAUUAAUCAGGUCUGUCAGUCGAACAUCCCCCUUCCGGAUGAUGGUGAAGCGCGAAGGGAUAAGCCAUCUAUUUCCAGAACCUAAAGAGGUUUAGGAUUUAAAAAAGAAAAAAGUUUUCAAUUAGCUACUCCUCUCACCACACCUUGCCCCGGCCAGCUGGAUACUCGUGCAUCUUUGAGACCCUCUGAGAAGAUUGGAGCUUCCAGUUAAUGCUUAGAACUGCUGAAAUGGCCAAUCUGCCAUCUCACUGAUCCAAUCAGCUCCCUGCUCCUCAAAUCUGAUUUGGUUUUUAGACACUGAGACCUCAGGGCUGGGCAUCUCCACAGAUCCCUACAAAUUCCCCCCACAUGGCAGCCAGGGGCCUCACCCUUGCCCUGUGAGGUUAUCUGAUAGGAUUUUACCAGUUCCCUCAGCGCACGGGGCUAGCUGCUCACCAUCUGAAAGCACAGGUAAGCUCUCCUGACUUCGGUGACAAAUUACAAGGUAAGUAAGCAUCAGCAUUCUCAGAAACCAGGGUGGACACAGGGUGGGAGUGAGAAACAAGAAAGACAGACAGACACGCUUUUCUGCAAGGCAGUGUGCUAGGGUUCACUACCUCUGACUACUACAGGAUUUUGCUUGGAAAGGAAACUCAGAGAACAUUUAAUCCCAAACCCUGAGAUGGCCUUGAUUAUCUGCCAGACUGAGGAGAGAAAACAGACAUCUGAGUAGAAAGAAAGGCCUGCCUGGUGUAACUGGGGUUCUCCUAUGCCUCUGACAACUGCAUUUUGGGGAGCAGUCAUAUGGCAUAUUUCAGGGAUAUUUUCUGUGAGCUUACCACAAAGCACAGAAAAGCCAGGUGUGGUAGUACAUAUCUGUAAUCCCAGCACUAGGCAGGAGGAUUGCCAGUUUGAGGCCAACCUGGGCUAUAUAAUGAGCCAGGAGGAGAAAGAGGAGAAGAAGAGGAAGAGGAGGAGGAGGAAGGAAGAAAGAAUCUAGUCAUGAUAGAAUUGUUUGAUUUUGUUUGAGACAGAAUUUUACUGAAUAACCCCGGCUGCCCUAGAAGUCAUUUUGUAGUCCAGGCUGGCCUCGAAUUUUCUGCAACCCUAACUCUGCCGUUUGAAUGCCAAGAUUAUAGGUAGGAGUCACCACGCCUGGCAUGACAGCAUUUUAGAUGCAACCUUACAAGUACAUGACACCAACGCUUAAUCAAAAAAGACAGAACUUCAUUAGAAUCUACCUGGUGAAGUUUACUGAGAUGUCUGAAGCUUACCAAGAAAAACAGAACACACCAAAAUAUACAAUGGGCCAGGCAUGAUGACACACACCUUUGAUCCCAGCACUUGGGAGGCGGACUUAGGUAGAUCUCUAUGAGUUUGAGGCCAGUCAGGUCUAUAUAGUGAGUUUCAGGCCAGCCAGUGAGACCCCAUUUGGGUGGAGGGGUGCACUGGAGCUGGAGAAACGGCUCAGCAGUUAUAAGUACUUGCUGUUCUUCCAAAAGACAUGAGUUCGGUUCCUAGCACCCAGGUCAGAUUAUAACUCCAGCUUCAAGAGAUCCAACACCCUCUUCUGGCCUCCACAGGGUACUGGACACAUGUGGCACACAUACACAUAAAAAAAGACUAAAUAUUUUUUAGAUGUGCACUACAGUAAAGUGCAAUCAAUCAGAGAGAGCUUUGAACUGAUCAAGGAUGGAUAUUGGAGCAUGGGAGGAAGUCACAGAGGUAGGCUUUAUGUCCAGAGUGUCCAUAACUUUGUAUUUGGGUUCAUUGUACUUUCUUAGCCAUUCGGCCUUGGACAUACAUCCCAAGGGACAGACAACAUGGCAGCCUGUGUGAAGACCAAUAAAUCCCAUGUCAUCUUCAAGAAGGUCUCCCGGGACAAGUCGGUGACCAUCUACCUGGGGAAGAGAGACUAUAUAGAUCACGUCAGCCAAGUAGAGCCUGUAGAUGGUGUUGUAUUGGUGGAUCCUGAGCUCGUGAAGGGGAAGAAAGUGUAUGUCACCCUGACCUGCGCCUUCCGCUAUGGCCAAGAGGACAUUGAUGUGAUUGGCCUGACCUUCCGCAGGGACCUGUAUUUCUCUCGGGUCCAGGUAUAUCCUCCUGUUGGGGCCAUGAGUGCCCCAACCCAGCUCCAGUUGAGCCUGCUCAAGAAACUGGGAGAUAACACGUACCCAUUUCUGCUCACGUUCCCUGACUACCUACCCUGCUCAGUGAUGUUGCAGCCAGCUCCACAAGAUGUAGGGAAGAGCUGUGGGGUUGACUUUGAGGUUAAAGCAUUUGCCACAGACAUCACAGAUGCUGAAGAGGACAAGAUCCCCAAGAAGAGCUCUGUGCGGUUACUGAUCCGGAAGGUGCAGCAUGCCCCACCUGAGAUGGGUCCCCAGCCCUGUGCUGAAGCCUCCUGGCAGUUCUUCAUGUCUGACAAGCCCCUGCACCUCUCAGUCUCCCUCAGCAAAGAGAUAUAUUUCCAUGGGGAGCCCAUCCCUGUGACCGUGACUGUGACCAAUAACACGGAGAAGGUUGUGAAGAAGAUUAAAGUGUCAGUGGAACAAAUAGCCAAUGUGGUUCUCUACUCGAGUGAUUAUUACGUCAAGCCUGUGGCCUCGGAGGAAACACAGGAAAAAGUGCAGCCAAACAGCACUUUGACCAAGACGCUGGUGCUGGUGCCCCUCCUGGCUAACAACAGAGAAAGAAGAGGCAUCGCGCUGGAUGGGAAGAUCAAGCAUGAGGACACAAACCUGGCCUCCAGCACCAUUAUCAAGGAGGGCAUCGAUCGGACCGUCAUGGGCAUCCUGGUGUCAUACCAUAUCAAAGUGAAGCUCACGGUGUCAGGCUUUCUAGGAGAGCUCACAUCCAGUGAAGUGGCUACUGAGGUGCCGUUCCGUCUGAUGCACCCCCAGCCUGAGGACCCAGCAAAAGAAAGUGUCCAGGAUGAAAAUCUGGUUUUUGAAGAGUUUGCUCGACAAAAUCUGAAAGAUACUGGAGAGAAUACAGAAGGGAAGAAAGAUGAGGAUGCAGGCCAGGAUGAGUGA
Molecule: messenger RNA, 4219 nt
Organism: Rattus norvegicus (Norway rat)
Lineage: Eukaryota; Metazoa; Chordata; Mammalia; Rodentia; Muridae
Source: RefSeq, a predicted model, not a curated record